ACUGAAGCAAAACUCUGCAGGGCUGACGUUCACCCGUGAUCUAGUCUAAAUACCUCGGUAUAGCCUCGAACAUGGUCCACAACAAAUGCAACGAUUUGCUAUGCCAGAUAGUCUUAAUAAUGUAGUGCAAAUACUUGGCCACGUUCAUGUUUGUGUAAUGUUUGUGUGUGUGGUUUGCGCAUGCGCGUCCCUCACUGUCAAGGUGUGGACACGGCGAGAGCGCGAGUGGGAACAGUGGCGUGCUUUCGGAAAAGGAGUGGAUGCGUCUACAAAAAAAAAACAGCCGGAAGGGGUGAACGCCAGUCCGUUUUUACAAUAGCAAUAUGUGCACCAACGCGGCCCUGCCGUCGCCCUUUGAAGUUCUUGAUCUAUAAAGUCGUAAAGCUGCCGCGUCUCUGACAGUCACCUAAGAGCUGAAGUGAAGGACGAGGAGCGCAGGUAGAAGAGCAGAGCCGGAAGAACUCGCAUUACUGGUCGCGUUCGCUUUGUCUAGCUUCUUCCAACAGGAUUAUCUCCGAUAUUAUCUCAUAAAUGAAGUGAGUUUUAACGUGCUAGUUUUAAAGUGCAUCCGAGCUAAAGAAAUCAUGACGGACUUGAGAAAAAAUAAACUCUUCGUCCUGGUGGACGUGCUGUGUGUUGUUGUAGCUUCUCUGCCCUUUGUGAUAAUGAAUAUUGUGUCCCAGCCAUACGAGCGAGGCAUCUACUGCCAGGACGAGAGCAUUAGUUACCCUGUAAAACAAGACACAAUCACCAUUGCGACACUGGCUGUAGUCACCAUCACCUGCACUGUCAUCAUCAUAUCUUCGGGUGAAGCGUAUCUGGUGUACAGCAAAAAAAUUCACUCCAACUCUACCUUUAAUCAAUAUGUGUCAGCCAUAUAUAAGGUGCUGGGUGCCUUCCUGUUUGGGGGAGCCGUCAGCCAAUCACUGACGGACUUGGCCAAGUACACCAUUGGGCGACCACGUCCACACUUCUUAACAGUAUGUGCUCCCAAAGUCUGCAAAGGAUACAUGGCCACGAUCAACUGCACUGGCGACCAACGUAAUGUAACUGAAGCGCGGUUGUCCUUCUACUCGGGUCACUCCUCCUUUGGGAUGUAUUGCAUGCUGUUUCUAGCGUUCUAUGUUCAGGCCAGGUUGAAUGCAAAAUGGGCUCGUCUCCUGAGGCCCACUAUCCAGUUCUUCCUGGUGGCCUUUGCUGUGUAUGUAGGUUACACUCGUGUGUCUGAUUAUAAGCACCACUGGAGCGAUGUGCUGGUGGGGCUCCUCCAGGGGGCGCUCAUUGCAAUUCUCACUGUGCGAUACAUAGCAAAUUUCUUCAAGGUCCAUCCUUAUCCUCAGUGCUCAAGAUCAGAGACAGCGGACAGUGAGGAACGGAAACCAAGCUUACAUUUAAGCGAGGUACAGCACAAUAACCAUUUAGGCUAUUCUGGACCUGCGUGAAAGAAAUGAAGCUGAACACUACAUCUCCCACAAACCACUGGACUGAC
Cyprinus carpio (common carp) is the source of this 1489-nucleotide messenger RNA. It is a transcript of the gene plpp2b, whose product is annotated as phospholipid phosphatase 2b. NCBI's taxonomy places the organism in Eukaryota, Metazoa, Chordata, Actinopteri, Cypriniformes, Cyprinidae. Gene Ontology annotation, biological process: phospholipid metabolic process; signal transduction; phospholipid dephosphorylation. The record is from RefSeq and is a predicted model, not a curated record. Gene Ontology annotation, molecular function: phosphatidate phosphatase activity.